Molecule: messenger RNA, 1921 nt
Organism: Betta splendens (Siamese fighting fish)
Lineage: Eukaryota; Metazoa; Chordata; Actinopteri; Anabantiformes; Osphronemidae
Gene: mybphb
Product: myosin binding protein Hb
Exons: 12
Coding region: 68-1552 (494 amino acids)
Molecular function (GO): protein binding
Source: RefSeq, a predicted model, not a curated record
CAGGAAUGAUGGCAUUGGAUCCAGUUUAAGGACUUACACCAGUUGGGAAUUAGCUGCACCCUCCAACAUGCCGUCCAAGCCUGCCCCGAUCAAGAAGGCGGCUAAGAAAGAACCAGCCAAGAAGGAGGAGAAGGCUCCAGAACCGGCCCCGGAACCGGCCCCGGAACCGGCCCCUGAGCCCGCUCCUGCCGAGGCCCCCCCCGCCGAGGCGGCCCCAGCCCCCGCGGAGGGCGAGGCUGCACCCGCCGAGGAGGCGCCCGCUCCCCCACCAGCUGAGGAGCCCAAGCCCCCGACCCCUCCACCCGCCGACGAGCCCACCAGCGCUCCCGUGGACCUGUUUGUGGAGGACAAGAAUGACACCUCGGUUUCUAUCAUCUGGAGUCAGCCGGAGAACAUCGGACCCUCCGGGCUGGACGGAUACACCAUUGAAACCUGCAAGGAUGGAACUGAGGACUGGAAAGCGGUCAACGAGGAGGUGCAGAAGUCCUGCCGCUUUGCGAUCAAGAACCUGACCACGGGCGACCGCCUGAAGAUCCGCGUGGUGGCCGUGAACGCCGGCGGCCGCAGCCCCCCGGUCGUCCUGCCCGAGGCCGUCCUGGUCAAGGAGGUCGCUAAUCGCCCCAAAGUUCGCCUGCCUCGCUUCCUCAGGCAGAGAUACGUCGCCCGCGUUGGAGAGAAGAUCAACCUGACGGUCCCCUUCACGGGCAAACCCAAACCCGUGGUCUCCUGGACCAAGAACGGGCAGCCGCUGGACACCAAGAGGGUGAACAUCCGCAGCACUGACAGAGACAGCAUCCUGUUCAUCCGCGCCGCCGAGAGGGAGGACUCCGGCGUGUACGAGAUGUGCGUGAAGGUGGAGGACUUCGACGACAAGGCCUCGCUCACGCUGCAGAUCGUCGAGCUGCCGGGGCCUCCUGCCACCGUCAAGAUCGUGGAUACCUGGGGCUUCAACGUGGCUCUGGAGUGGACCCCACCCACCGACAACGGAAACACAGAGAUCACAGGCUACACGGUCCAGAAGGCCGACAAAAAGACCGGGGACUGGUUCAGCGUGUUGGAGCAUUACCACAGGCUGAACGCCACCAUCUCCGACCUCAUCAUGGGGAACACCUACAAGUUCCGAGUCUUCUCCGAGAACAAGUGCGGCGUGAGCGAGUCGGCGACCGUCACUAAGCAGGAGGCCAAGAUUGUGAAGACAGGUAUCGACUACAAGCCUCCGGUUUACAAGGAGCACGACUUCACCGAGGCGCCCAAGUUCACCACCUCCCUGAGCGACAGGGCCACGACCGUGGGCUACAGCACCAAGCUGCUGUGCUCCGUCCGAGGAUUCCCCAAGCCCAGGAUCGAAUGGAUGAAGAACCAGAUGAUUAUCGGCGACGACCCCAAGUACAGGCAGAUCUGCGUCCAGGGCAUCUGCUCCUUGGAGAUCCGUAAGCCCGGGAACUUCGACGGCGGCGUGUACACCUGCAGAGCCAAGAACGACCACGGGGAGGCGGCCGUCAGCUGCAAGCUGGAGGUCAAACAGCCAGCCGUCCCUGAAGCAGGCAAAUAGUUUGACACCCACAGGAGGAGGGAAUGAGGCCUUUGCAGCAUAAGGAAGGAGCUGAAUUCCUGGAACAACAUGUAUAUAUGGCUGGUGACCACACUGUCGAAGGGAUGUGGCUGUGAGCUCUUGCCUAGUGCACCCAUGUUAAGAUGAACGAGUGCUGUCGCCUUAGUCUCCAUAUAAUACUACUGUGUAUCAAAAGUCCAUAUCCAUGUCCACCAUCAGCUUUGUUCCCAACGAUAUCCGUCCAUGGUAUCUGUCUUGUCAGUCUAACCAGGUGUGCACCAAGAAUUUGACAGCUUGAAUCUCCCGUUCCUCACAGAAGAUGUGAAUGUAACAUCUACGUGUUUAUAUCAAUAAAUAAUUUAAUUUCUG